Messenger RNA from Eleginops maclovinus (Patagonian blennie), 3277 nucleotides. It is a transcript of the gene cadm4, whose product is annotated as cell adhesion molecule 4. Bases 254 to 1519 code for a protein of 421 amino acids. The transcript has 9 exons. Gene Ontology annotation, cellular component: cell-cell contact zone. Gene Ontology annotation, biological process: negative regulation of peptidyl-tyrosine phosphorylation; regulation of wound healing; regulation of Rac protein signal transduction. Lineage: Eukaryota; Metazoa; Chordata; Actinopteri; Perciformes; Eleginopidae. The record is from RefSeq and is a predicted model, not a curated record. Gene Ontology annotation, molecular function: vascular endothelial growth factor receptor 2 binding.
UCAAGCCAUCAUAUCCAGUCAUUCCAAGAGGGAGGGAGAAUAUAGGUGUGUGUAGGGAGGGAGCAUUACAAUGUAAAGACCUGCAAUUCAGUGCUUGACUGAACAUACACACUCGUCCACGCACAUUACGCACUCACACACACAGACGCAGAAGGAGCCGUUGGACAGUGGACCUGCGGGUUCAUGUCACUCUGAUUUCUCCAAGGAAGAGGAAUACCGAGGAACAGAUCAGAGGGGAAUAUCAGCGACAGCCAUGGCUUUCGCGACCGUGUGGAACUACUGCGUCCCCCUCACCAUCCUCACCGUCGCCUGCCUGGUGCGCACUGCCCGUUGUCAGGCAGUGCAGGCGGAGAAUGUGACAGUCUUGGAGGGAGGUACGGCCCAGAUCUCCUGCCGCCUGCAGAACUACGAUGGAUCAAUCGUGGUUAUCCAGAAUCCCCGCCGGCAGACGCUCUUCUUCAACGGCACGCGAGCCCUGAAGGACGACCGUUUCCAGAUGGUGCUCUUCACGCCGAGACUGGUGCGCAUCACGUUGACCAACGUCAGCGUGUCGGAUGAGGGCGGCUACUUCUGCCAGCUCUACACGGAUGCCACUCACCACCAGGUGGCGACGCUCUCCGUUUCCGUGCCCCCGGAGACGCCCACCGUGGAGGUGAAGCAGGAGGCCGUGGAGGGUGGGGAGGUGGAGCUGAGCUGUAUGUCCCCACGCAGCAAGCCAGCCGCCACCCUGCGCUGGAUGCGUAACGGACGGGAGAUUCCAGGUGUGGUAUCCCAGCAGGACAACGCCAAGACGUUCAGUGUGUCCAGCACCAUCCGGAUCCCCGUGGAAAGGAAAGACAACGGGGCGGCGCUGAGCUGCGAGGCGUUUCACCCGGCACUCAGCGGGCAGAAGAGGAUCCGACAUUAUCGCCUGGAUGUGAAUUUUGCACCAACAGUGAGAAUUGCUCCUCCAACUGGAAUUUUGCGAGAGGGCGACUCGCUCAGCCUCACCUGCUACGUCACUGGGAACCCUCUGCCCAGGAACAUCCAGUGGUCCAAGAUUAAUGACACCUUACCUGAGAGGGCAGAGAUUUCCGGCCCCACCUUUCAGAUCUCCCGCCUCAGCCAAUCACACAACGGGACUUACUUGUGCCAGGCCCAGAACAACUUUGGACGCGCUGCCGAUCAUUACACCCUGCUGGUGUACGACAAUGUGUCAGUCACUACCACCACCCAACCAUUCACCACCCAUCCCGUCACCCCAACCCUCCUUACACCCAGCUUCGCUCCGGACCCUGAAGAUCCCGGUGCAGUGGUAGAGGCUCCCAGUGCAGUACCAUAUGCAGUGAUAGGGGGCGUUCUGGCACUGCUGGUUUUCACCGUCAUCUGUGUCCUUAUCGUCACCAUCUGGUGCUCCGUUCGACAGAAAGGUUCCUAUCUUACCCAUGAGGCCAGUGGGUUGGAUGAACAUGGUGAGGUGCAGGAGGCUUUCCUCAAUGGGAACGACGCCAGCCAGGGCAAGAAGGAGUACCUACUGUAGCCCCUAUCCCCUUCUCUUCAGACCACAAUCCCCCUUAUCCCUUCCCUACCCUGUGUCCCAUCUUAUAUACAGUAUACACACACACUCACUCACACACACACACACACACACACACACACACACACAAACUUCAAUACAAAGCGCCAGUACAGGCAGCCUUCUGAAAACGACUGUAUACAGAUACCGCACACAGCCAAUCCAUCCCGCUUCAUUCUCCUCCAUGCACACACACCCAGAGGCAGACUGAGAAAAAGAGAGCCUAUAGACCCAGCAGCCAUUAACGACUGUGCCAUAUACUGUAAGUCGGAGAUACUAGAGAGAAUGGAGAGAGCGGGGCCGAGGUGAAUUUAGACAAUAACAAAAUGAUGCCGUAAUUAUUUUGAUUGAGGUGGGAGUGGGGAGCACAAAGAAAACAGGCACUCUGCCCGUGCAGCCGCCAAAAGUAGGAAGGGGAAUUAGAGGCAGAUGACUGCUAUAAUUCCAUGCCUGGAGAAAACCAUUCAUUUCACAAAGCUCAAUCUUUAACUGAUGGAGACAGGGGGAAAAGUGUGUGGGGAGGGAGGGGGAAAUUAGGAAGGGUUGACCAGAAGCUAUCGAGCGCUACACGGUAGAAAAUUGAAAUGUUUUAAAUUGUCAGACCAUCUUCCCUACAGAGUGCAACUCGUAUAUAUAUUUCCCUACCAACACUGGAGUGUUUAAGCCCAGAGUCCCAGGAAGUAUCCAGAGUUUUGACGGAACUCCCUACCCAAUAAUUGGUGAAAGGGGAAUCUUAUUUUAAAGGGUUUUUAAUUUAAUUACCUCUCCAUAUCCUCCCUCCUCUCCAUUCACCUGUUACAAUCCGCUCCCCCUCUCCAUUAUAUAUCUCGCUUUUUCUCCGUCUGCCCCCCCCUCCCUCCCUCCCCAUCACUCCUCCUUUGUUGGCUCCUAAUAAUGUAAGGAUUAGUGUUGGGCUGCGUUCCCGACAAGGAAGAAAGGAAUAUGACUUGCUAAGGCAUUAAAGAAAGGCUUAAUUAUUUUAGAAUGUCAUUAAGAGGAUAGAAAGGUUUUAAAGUCUUAAUAAGAAGGGCAAGGGGGAGUGAACGAAUGAGGAAUAAGACACGGAUGGAUAUUUUUUCUUAAUGCUACAACACAUAUGCACUCAUUCAUACGUACAGUAAACAUGUUGACAGAACAAGUAUACAUAUCUCUGAAGUACUUAUUUGUAUAAAAAAAGAACAUCCGCAUAAAUUAAAUGAAACUUUUAAGAAAAAAAAAUCUGUUUACUAUUGAAACGCAUUAUGAAGCAUCUAUACUAACACAGAAUAUUAGCCUAUAGAGGUGCAAAGCCGAACAAACCACUGUCCAGUGAUCUUUAAAGAAAAUAAAGAAAAGAACAAAAAAAAAUAUCAUUGUCUUUAUGAGAAACCAGAGGUCUUAUCGAUUUUUUAUUAAUUAUUAUUAUUAUUUGAACAAUUAUGAUUGUUGUUAAUGUUAUUAUUGCCGUUGUUAUUAUUAUAAUUGUAAAUGUUAAAGAAAUGUACACUUCCCAUGGUUUGUUUUUGGUUCUACUGUAGAGAAAUUGCUGUCUUUUUUCACUCUUACCUUUCCUCUCUUUCCCAAUCUUUCUCUCUCUUCGUCUCCUGUGCCUAGUCGUCUCUUCUCCUGUCUUUCACUACUGUUUACUUUAGAGUCCAUGUGUCAUUGUUGAUAUAUAGCUAACUAUUUCUUUAUAGGGGAAAGAUACAAAGCACGACAAAAUAAAAAAGAAUUCAAAAAUAA